Messenger RNA from Acomys russatus (golden spiny mouse), 1772 nucleotides. It is a transcript of the gene Gdi2, whose product is annotated as GDP dissociation inhibitor 2. Gene Ontology annotation, cellular component: cytoplasm. NCBI's taxonomy places the organism in Eukaryota, Metazoa, Chordata, Mammalia, Rodentia, Muridae. Bases 179 to 1516 code for a protein of 445 amino acids. Gene Ontology annotation, biological process: vesicle-mediated transport; protein transport; small GTPase-mediated signal transduction. Gene Ontology annotation, molecular function: Rab GDP-dissociation inhibitor activity. The transcript is spliced from 11 exons. The record is from RefSeq and is a predicted model, not a curated record.
CCUCCCCUCCCGGCUCUUCUCUUCCCGUUGAGGUGGCGGCCGGCCUCGCCUCCUAGUCUGCUCCGUUUUUUCCUCUCCUCGCUUCUUCCCUUUCCCGGCGGGGCCUCAGAGCGGCCGGACUUCUCGCUCCCUUCUCUACGGUGGCCUCCAAGCCCCUGCGUGAGCUCCCUUCCCCACCAUGAAUGAGGAAUACGACGUGAUCGUGCUGGGCACCGGCCUGACGGAAUGUAUCCUGUCGGGAAUAAUGUCAGUGAAUGGGAAGAAGGUCCUUCACAUGGACCAGAACCCGUACUACGGAGGAGAGAGCGCGUCUAUCACGCCGCUGGAAGACUUAUACAAAAGAUUUAAGCUACCAGGACAACCACCAGCAUCAAUGGGGAGAGGAAGAGACUGGAAUGUUGACUUAAUCCCCAAGUUCCUUAUGGCCAAUGGUCAGUUGGUGAAGAUGCUGCUUUACACAGAGGUCACUCGCUAUAUGGAUUUCAAAGUGAUUGAAGGGAGCUUUGUGUAUAAGGGAGGAAAAAUCUACAAGGUUCCUUCUACUGAAGCAGAAGCUCUGGCAUCUAGCUUAAUGGGGCUGUUUGAGAAACGCCGCUUCAGGAAGUUCCUAGUUUAUGUUGCCAACUUUGAUGAAAAAGAUCCUAGAACUUUUGAGGGUGUUGACCCUAAGAAGACAUCCAUGAGAGAUGUGUAUAAGAAGUUUGACCUGGGUCAGGAUGUUAUAGACUUCACUGGCCAUUCUCUUGCACUGUACAGAACAGAUGACUACUUAGAUCAGCCCUGCUGUGAUACCAUUAAUAGAAUUAAACUUUACAGUGAGUCUUUGGCCAGAUAUGGUAAAAGCCCAUACCUUUAUCCGCUGUAUGGCCUGGGAGAAUUGCCACAAGGAUUUGCAAGGUUAAGUGCCAUAUAUGGAGGUACCUACAUGUUGAAUAAACCAAUUGAAGAAAUCAUUGUAGAAAAUGGAAAAGUGGUUGGCGUAAAAUCUGAAGGAGAGAUCGCUCGCUGUAAGCAGCUCAUCUGUGAUCCGAGCUAUGUAAAAGAUCGGGUUGAAAAAGUGGGCCAGGUCAUCAGAGUGAUCUGCAUCCUUAGCCACCCUAUCAAGAACACCAAUGAUGCCAACUCCUGCCAGAUCAUCAUUCCACAGAACCAAGUCAACCGGAAGUCAGACAUCUAUGUUUGCAUGAUCUCCUUUGCACAUAAUGUGGCAGCACAGGGCAAGUAUAUUGCCAUUGUGAGUACGACUGUGGAGACCAAGGAACCAGAGAAAGAAAUCAGACCAGCUUUGGAGCUCUUGGAGCCAAUUGAACAGAAAUUUGUCAGCAUCAGUGACCUCUUUGUACCCAAAGAUUUGGGAACAGAAAGCCAGAUCUUUAUUUCCCGUGCCUAUGAUGCUACCACUCACUUUGAGACAACCUGUGAUGACAUUAAAGAUAUCUAUAAGAGGAUGACAGGAUCUGAGUUUGACUUUGAAGAAAUGAAGCGCAAGAAGAAUGACAUUUAUGGGGAAGACUAACAGCAGUACAGAUGACAUAAUUAGGACAAACUGAAAUAAUGUGUAUUGUAUGAAAUCAAUAUUGUAAGCCCUGCUUUUAUGAUCAAAAUGGAGAUUGAAGAGUGCUAUACCAGUGAAUACUCAUUCCCUUCACUUUUCUAAUAUCAUGUAUUAACUUGUUUUCAUGGAAUGGCUAGUCAGAAUUUGUUGGUUCUGUAACCAGACUGGAUUUCUUCUAGUGAAGGAGCUGUUCUAAACAAAUAUUGGUCUGGACAGA